AUGGAGCAGGGGAAGCGUCUGGCUGGCCUCAUCCUGGCUAUCACUCUUCUUCAAGGUACUAUGGCACAGUUGAAUGAAGGUAGGGGAAAUGUAAAAGUGGAUGACAAUCGAGAAGAUGGUUCAGUACUUCUGACCUGUGACAUGAAUGAAAAAGAUAUCAGAUGGUUUAAAGAUGAGGUGGCAAUAAGUCCUGUAAUCACAGAUAAAAAGACUUGGAAUCUUGGAAGUAGUACCAAGGACCCUCGAGGGAUAUAUUGGUGUCAAGGAUCAAAGAACCGUUCAAAACCACUCCAAGUAUAUUAUAGAAUGUGUCAGAACUGCAUUGAGCUGAAUUCAGCCACUGUGUCUGGCUUUAUCUUCGCUGAAAUCAUCAGCAUUUUCCUCCUUGCUGUUGGGGUCUACUACAUUGCUGGACAGGAAGGAGUUCGCCAGUCAAGAGCUUCAGACAAGCAGACACUGUUGUCCAAUGACCAGCUCUAUCAGCCCCUUAAGGAACGGGAAGAUGACCAAUACAGCCACCUUCAAGGAAAUCAUCUGAGGAAGAACUGAGCCCAGGACUCAGAGUAGAUUUGCCUUUUCUGGAUAAAUGGAGUCAUACAAUAUGCUGCUCUGGACAUUCUCGUACAAGUCUUCGUGUGGACAUAAGUU
Messenger RNA from Mesoplodon densirostris (Blainville's beaked whale), 648 nucleotides. Its product is annotated as T-cell surface glycoprotein CD3 gamma chain. Gene Ontology annotation, cellular component: alpha-beta T cell receptor complex; external side of plasma membrane; membrane. The record is from RefSeq and is a predicted model, not a curated record. The coding region runs from base 1 to 549 and encodes 182 amino acids. Gene Ontology annotation, molecular function: transmembrane signaling receptor activity. Gene Ontology annotation, biological process: cell surface receptor signaling pathway; positive thymic T cell selection. The transcript is spliced from 7 exons. Lineage: Eukaryota; Metazoa; Chordata; Mammalia; Artiodactyla; Ziphiidae.